This is a messenger RNA of Pyricularia oryzae 70-15, 486 nucleotides long. RefSeq lists its product as uncharacterized. The transcript has 4 exons. The record is from RefSeq and is a predicted model, not a curated record. The coding region runs from base 1 to 438 and encodes 145 amino acids. NCBI's taxonomy places the organism in Eukaryota, Fungi, Ascomycota, Sordariomycetes, Magnaporthales, Pyriculariaceae.
AUGUUUGCCUGGUGGCUAAGGUACCGAUUUCCCAUCUUUUGGGGUGGCUGGGGGGUUCAAGCUGCAGACCAGGGUCGACAGACGCCACACACGGCACAAGCAAUUGAAAGGGAGCUCUGGAGUAUGAAAAGCAACUCAGCAUGCACAGACCCCUUGCGAGUGUCUGUUUAUAGUAGGCACUUCGUACUUGCCUGCUUUUGCUUGUUGUGCUCGAGCUGGAUCGGACCUGAGAGAGGCAAGACCAGCCAAGCAACGGGAGUGUACGGAGUACAUACAGUACAGUACCCAGUAGAGCUGCACGUAAUACAGGCCGCAGUGGAUCGACAAGAGUAUGGAGUACUUGCAAGGUUGUCAACGAGUGCUGUCUUUGACAAUGAGGAGGGCAAAUGUCAAAAGGAAGGUUGUGCCACUGAUGCCAUCGAAGAUUUCGGUCGAUAGUUAACCAUCGAAUACACUUGCGCAUAUGAACUGAAUUGAAACUACACC